GGAGGGCUUUGUCUGUGUGCGCCUUUCUCUCUCUCCCUCGCUCGCUCUCCCUGUCUCUCGCACUCUCGCUCGCUCUCGCUCGCUCUCUCUCGCUCGCUCUCCCUUUCCCGUCUCUGUGGUUUGUAAGGUAGGUUGCAGUGUGUGUAUAUACACAACAUCAAGAGCAGGAAAAUGGACUCAUUAGGGAGGCAGGCAGUCAUUACCACUCACACUGUACUUCCAGGGAGACAGCGACUAUGAGGAGACAAACUGAGGACUGGGGAACAAGCAGCAUAAGAAAGAAGUGUUGAGAGCUGCUCUUAACCCUUUUGGAGGCCGAAGUCAAAAGGGAACUAGAGGUCUUGACGCAUCCUUUACAUCCUGCAUUUACUCUGACCACAGUCCCUCCCUGUUCUCACAAGCGGAGCUCAGCCCUGCUUCCCUUCCUGUUGAUUCCCAGUCAGCUACAUGACUGCCUGAAGUUACAUUGUAGAUGCUGAAAUCACUGCACCUUAAAAACAAAAAGAUUAAGCCACACUGCAUUCCUAAUGUUGGAAUUUUUGGACUGUGCAUCUGUUUAGGCACGUGGAGAAAGACAAGACUGAGAUCAUCAGCGGUUGGCAGUUUUCCUCAACUUUGCGAGAGAGAGAGAGAUUGUGUUGGAAUGAAACCUUGCUCUGCGUGCAGCCUGCUUGAGAUGCAGCAUUGAAAGAUCACUCACAAUCAGUUUGUGGCCUUUCUCUGCAGGAACCUUUCCUUGUCUCUUGUGGAUUUUUAUUCCCCCUCCUAAAAAGAAUGAGAGAGAAGCAAAGCACAGAAUGUGUGGCAGCAACAAAAUAGAUUGAAAGGAAAUGCAGUUCCCUUACCUCCAAAUUAUAAUUUGGAAAUAAUAAGAACAGGAAUGGAAGGGGGACAAGAAGAAGUGAGUUUGACACAGCCUCUCUCUGUUCCCUGCCCCAAUGAACGUCUGCACUAGGUCCAAGGCUUGGAGUAAUUUACCUGAAGAGUGAUACCAUUUGGAAACCACUGAAGAAACCCAAGACAGCUGAAAACCAGAAGGCGUCUGAGGAGAAUGAGAUUACUCAGACGGGUGCAUGCAGCGCCAAGCCGGGCCUUCCCUGCCUGAACCUUGAAGCUGUUCCUUCUCUGAGCCCGGCCCUCAUCCACUCUCCACAUUCACCAACAAACCUGCACGCACACACAGGGUCAUCUGAUUGUAACAUCAGUUGCAAGGGGAUGACAGAGCGCAUUCAUAGCAUCAACCUUCACAACUUCAGCAAUUCCGUGCUCGAGACCCUCAACGAGCAGCGCAACCGUGGCCACUUCUGUGACGUGACGGUCCGCAUCCACGGGAGCAUGCUGCGCGCCCACCGCUGCGUGCUGGCGGCUGGCAGCCCCUUCUUCCAGGACAAGCUGCUGCUGGGCUACAGUGACAUCGAGAUCCCCUCAGUGGUGUCAGUCCAGUCUGUGCAAAAGCUCAUUGACUUCAUGUACAGCGGGGUGCUGCGGGUCUCCCAGUCAGAGGCCCUCCAAAUCCUCACAGCCGCCAGCAUCCUGCAGAUCAAGACUGUGAUUGAUGAGUGCACAAGGAUUGUCUCACAAAACGUGGGAGACGUCUACCCAGUGAUUCAGGAUUCUGGCCAAGAGACACCCAGGGGAACACCUGAAUCAGGCACCUCGGGGCAGAGCACUGACACGGAGUCUGGCUACCUGCAGAGCCAUUCACAGCACAGUGUGGACAGGAUCUAUUCAGCCCUCUAUGCCUGUUCCAUGCAAAAUGGCAGUGGGGAGCGCUCCUUUUACAGUGGAGCUGUGGUCAGCCACCAUGAGACAGCCCUGGGACUCCCCAGGGACCAUCACAUAGAAGACCCCAGCUGGAUUACCCGGAUCCAUGAACGGUCGCAGCAGAUGGAGCGGUACCUCUCCACCACUCCAGAGACCACACACUGCCGGAAGCAGCCCCGUCCUGUCCGAAUUCAAACCCUGAUGGGCAACAUCCAUAUUAAACAGGAGAUGGAGGAUGACUAUGACUACUAUGGCCAACAGAGGGUGCAGAUCCUUGAGCGCAAUGAGUCUGAGGAAUGCACUGAGGACACCGACCAAGCAGAAGGCACUGAGAGCGAGCCCAAAGGGGAGAGUUUUGACUCGGGUGUCAGUUCCUCCAUUGGCACUGAGCCUGACUCCAUGGAGCAGCAGUUUAUGGCUGGUCUGGGCCGGGAUGGGCAGCAAGAACCUACUCAAGCAGAUCAAAAUGAUGUCCCUGCUGAUGGCACUCAGCCACAGCAGCAGCAGCAACAUGUAGAUGCCAACUCUUCCUCACCAGAGAGAAGCAAUGAUGUUGAAAUGGACAGCAAAGUGCUCACAGUCAAUAACAGCACCGAAAAGGGGGCUUUGCAGCCUUCUGUCAACACAUCUGUUGCCCAGCCAUUGCCAACCACACAGAUCUACUUACGCCAGACAGAAACCCUCACCAGCAAUCUAAGGAUGCCACUGACUCUGACCAGCAACACUCAGGUCAUUGGAACAGCUGGCAACACCUACCUGCCUGCCCUUUUCACCACGCAGUCUGCUGGCAGUGGCCCUAAGCCUUUUCUCUUCAGCCUGCCCCAGCCUUUAGCUGGCCAACAGACACAGUUUGUGACAGUGUCCCAGCCCGGCCUGUCAACCUUUACUGCCCAGCUGCCAGCCCCACAGCCCUUGGCCCCGUCUGCGGGCCACAGCACAGCGGGUGGGCAAGGCGAAAAAAAGCCUUACGAGUGCACUCUCUGUAACAAGACUUUCACCGCCAAACAGAACUACGUCAAGCACAUGUUUGUACACACAGGUGAGAAACCGCACCAAUGCAGCAUCUGUUGGCGCUCCUUCUCUUUAAAGGAUUACCUAAUCAAACACAUGGUGACACACACUGGCGUGAGGGCCUACCAGUGCAGCAUCUGCAACAAGCGCUUCACCCAGAAGAGCUCCCUUAAUGUGCACAUGCGUCUCCACCGCGGGGAGAAGUCCUACGAGUGCUACAUCUGCAAGAAGAAGUUCUCCCACAAGACCCUGCUGGAGAGGCAUGUGGCUCUGCACAGUGCCACCAACGGCACGCCUGGAGCCACUGGCACCGGCGCGAGGGCUGUCCCUGCCGGCGUGGUGGCCUGCACGGAGGGGACCACGUACGUCUGCUCUGUCUGUCCAGCUAAGUUUGACCAAAUCGAGCAUUUCAACGACCACAUGAGGAUGCAUGUGUCAGACGGAUAAGUAGAAUCUCUCUCUCUCUCUUUGUUAUGAACAACAAAAAUAGAAACAACAAAAAAAAAAGCUAUGGCACUAGAAUUUAAGAAAUUAUUUUUGUUUCAUUUUUACCUUUAUUUUCCUCCUUUUUUUGGGUUCAUUUCGUUUUGUUGUUUUUUGUACUACAUGGAAAACUGUUUUUUGCCUGCUGGUACAUUACAUUUCCGGAGGCUGGGUGAAUAAUAAUUUUCCCAACCUCCCUCGGAUGGUGGCCUUAAGGCCAGGUAGUGCUUCAUGAGCUCCACUGGUUGGAUCUCUAGCUACUGGCCUCUAAAUACAACCCUUCUUUACUACAAAAAGCAAACAACAAAAAAAAAAAAAAAAACCACAAAAAAAAUUUUAAAAAACAGAAAAAAAAAAAAAAAAAUCUUUUUUCUCACUUGUGAAGAGCACUACAAAUAAAGAAACAAAACAAAAUAUAUUACAAAUCUACAAGGCCUACUGUCGUUAUAAGUACACCGCUUGCAGUGUUUCAAUGGACAUGAUUCACAUUGCUGACCGCUUUUGGACUUCACAGUAUCCAGUUAGAACUGUGGAAUAUUUUGCUUCUGGUUGAGCAGCAACCAGAGGAAACAAGGCCCUGCUGGUUUCCACCACGUCUGCUUUCUCACACACACACGCAUCCACAAACACACAAAAAGGGCUGAGGGGAAUGCGAGGCAGUGUGGCUUGGAUAGUGUGGAGUCCCUGCAGGGUGAGGAAAAAGAAUCAGAGGUUCCUCACCUGGAUUCUGCUCCAUCCCUCACUGUCCGGCGCACCCUCCCCGCUGCUUUUCUCGUACCACCACCACCACCUUAUAGCAGAAACCAAGAAGAUUCAGACAACGAGCAACGGUGGCUUUUUUGUAAUUUAUUCAGUGUCUUCGCUGAGCACAGGGCCUCAGCACAAUCAAGAGGGACUUUCACAGAAGGCAAAGAGAAACACAGAGGAAAAUCAAAGAUAUCAGAGGUUGCAACCUAUGGAUCUAGGUACAAGAGAAGGGUUAGUUCCCACAAUCUUUGCAAAAAAAAAAAAAAAAAGUUGCAUCAGGAUUUAUUCUUGUGGAAGAAAGAGAAAUAGAGGGUGGGAGGGGAAUAAUAAUUAAAAAAAAGAGUUGUUGGGACUUUUUUAAUUCAAAAUUUUAUAGAGGGGCAAAAGUGACGUUUACCAGAUAGAAUGCUGAUUUUUUUAAUAUAUUUACAACAGUAUUUGUGUAAAAAAACAAAAAAAGUGAGAUUGUUAAAAGUAAUUUUUCUUUGUUUUCUUUUUUGUUUUGCAUACACUGCCACUAAUAUCUCCUCUUUUAUUAUAUAUAUGAAUAUAUAUAAAAAUAUAUAUUUUAUUUUAAAUUGAGACUGUUAAGGUUAGCUAACCUGCUUCCAGAUAGAGGGGGGGAGGGGAGAUGAUCUUGCUUUUUAUUUUAAAAAAGAGGAAGGAUGUUUUCUUAAUUUUCUUUUCUAGUAUUAUUCUCUCUGUUUUCUAAUGGAAUCAAGAAUUACCUGGGUCGAUGAGGGGCUCUGUGAAGUCAUCUGUGAGAUUAUCUACUAGUGUUUGUGCAUCCUGCAGUAUCAUUUGAACUGCUACUUUGUUUUUUUGAAUUACAUGGUUCUCUUUUUGGCUCUUACCAAGCUUCUGUUGUUUCUUUUUUGGUUCCAUCUCAGAAUUUAUUUCUGCUGAAGGACAUUUCCUUUUGAGAAAGAGAUUUUUCUAGCAAUGUUCCCUUGUUUUUGGGGAUGAUAUAAACUGUAGUCUUUAUUUGAAAAAGUAAUGAAAGUUUUGAAGUGUGUAAUAACUAGGAUUUCCCUUCUUUUUGGUCACUGGACAAGAAUUUAUCUGCUGUAUUGUUCUCUCAUCCCUGCCUUGCUCGCUAGAGAGCUUCCAUAUUUGUGUGGGAAUCUGAUCCUGCCCCCAAUAAUUUGUGCUGAUGCCAAAACAACUUAAAAUGUUACCAUUGCAAAUAAUCCUCCCUUCAUUUGCAAAACGUCUGAGUGAAGGGCCACAUCCCGCAUUCUCUGCAUAGACAAAGCUAUGAAAGGAAUGUAGGAUCCGUGUGAAAGAUUGAUUCCUGAUCUGCAUAUAUAUGUUGGUGUUUUGUAUUUUGUUUUAUUGUGUUUGGACUGGUGUUCUCCCUACUUGUCUUCUGUGUAUCUGUGUAAGAAUUUUUUCCCCAAAGCCAACUCCCAAAGUACGUGGGUCCUUAGUUCAGUUGGAUCAGUGUUUGACACUAUCUUUGUCUUGCUUGAUAUCCAUGUGAGGACAUAGACCAACUGCACUCUGGACUUCAUAUUUUAGGCAGAGAAGAAGCACCUAACAAAAAUAUGCAAAAAGGAAAAAAGAAAAAAUUGCAAGUUUAGCUUUUACUUAUGUCUAUAUUUAAAUUAAGCUUUCUUAAGUUUACAAAACUUUUUGCUUGUGAACACUGAGCAUUUCACAUGAGACAUUCUUUUAUGCUGGACAGCUUUCUGAGUAUUGACUUGGUAGAUCUCCAUAUACAAUUUUGCAUGUUCUUUACACAUGCGGCUUCUCUAUCAGAUACCUGUGAUUCAGUACAGGUAACUUCAUCCAUAUGUUCUGUGCCUGUUCCAUUACCAUUUAUUGGGGGAAAAAACCUGACAGGUGGUUCAGUCUCAGAAUCUUUCUGUACCCUGCAAGGUGCUGUUCAGCAGAUCCUAAAUGCUGAAGCCCAGAUUCUUGGCUGCAAUAUGCAGCAUAGAAAGACCUUGAGGUGAGUGCCAGAGCAAUUGAGUCUUUUAUAUGGUAACAUCUUUCUUUGUUACCAACUUGUUUGGGUAGUUCAGGGGGUUGGAGAAGGAGCACAAGUUCGUUAACAAAUAUUGUUCUAAUAAUCACAUUGGUAACAGCAAUGCUGGCAUGUAAAUCAAGAUGUGAAAAGACAAAGCCCAAGACACAGGGAGGGAGAACUGGUAUCUGCCAUUUAGACACACUAAUUCUAUACAGAAAAUAAAGGUUCUGGAGACUGGAAUGCAGAAGAAAAUGAGGAAGGUGAACCUAGACAAAAGGAUUGAAGGUUUUUCUUUGGGUAAAGGAGCGUUUUUUCUGAGAUCUUUGGUAUCAAAGAAUAUUCUCCCAUAUGAGGAACUAGUGAAGAAUUUUACCCAGCUUACAAAUAUGUAGCUGCUCAUUUGUCAUCUGAGGUCUGGGGAAAAGCUGUUUAAUUUGCCAUUGUAAACCUGGUGAACUGUAGUCAAGAUGUAGCAUAUUCUGGAAUAUACUUUUGAUACCAGAGAGAUAUGCCAGUAAGCAUUAAAUAAGAAUCAGGAUCUACAUCCACCAAAAUCCAAAUACUAUCCAAAUUUUAAUCCUUCAGUUUUCAUCCUUCCCUAAAUCAAAGCAUUAUCUUUGAAACGCCAAUUUUUAUAAGGUCUAAUAAAUUUGAAGUGAAUUAAAAAUAAGUUUUGAAUGAAUGAAUGAAUGAAUGAAUGAAUGAUGCCAAUUAAAAAACAAAAACAUAGUUCUUAAAGUAAAGCAAAGGCAUAAUUCUAAAACCCUUAUCAAAGAAUUUAGGCCUAGGUCUUCACAAAUGACUGCCUGUAAUGUAAACUGAUUUUGUUGGACUUCCAGACUUGAUCUUGUAAAACGUGGGGUAACUUGCAGCAUGACUGCAAAUGUAGCUUAAAGUGCUUGUCAGGUCAUUCUGAAUUUAGAAGCUCAAACAUUAUCCCCUUUAUCUUUUAAAGUGUUAAAUUCUCUUUGGCAGUUCUUCCUCCCAUCUUUUCAAUACUUAUUUGCUACUUGGAAACAACUAUAAUAUCUGAAUGUUACAGGUAGAUUCAAGCUUCAUAUAUUGCUACAAUAUGCCUUUGCAAAAAGAAUAGCAGUCACCGUGAUCUGGAAACUGCUGCUGACAAUGUUUAAGCGAAUCUAUCUCAGUAUGCUUGAAAGGCUUCCUUCAAAACACCCGAUGAAGUGAUACAGAUGAGAAAAUGCAGACUGUAGCACACAUCCUUUUGUUGAAGCAUGCAAUGUCCUGCAUUCCUUGAGCUUGAUUCUCACUUUUGCUAAAGCUCUCUUUAUAUUGCUUUGGUAAUGGAAAAGGCCAUUAAAUAGAACAUAAAUUCAAGCUUACAAGGCCUCUCUGCAAGGCAUAAGUGCAAUAAAGGAAGCCUUAGAGUGAAUGAGAAGUGCCUUCUCUUACUGCUGCUGAGGCUGGUGAAGUGAAUUGGAAAUGCAGGACUGGCUAUAGGUGUUUCGCAGGAACUGCUCUGAGGAUACUUUCUCAACACCCAUCAUGCUUCUACUACACCCACUUCUGGCCCUUCAAAAACAGCUGCUGUUUUUGAAUGCUGUUAGCUUCAAAAACAGCUCAAGUUCCCAGUAAGGCAGCAGGGGAAAAUGGCAUUUAAUUGACUUUUUAAGUGAAUGAGACUUCCCUUUGCUCUAAGAUCAAAGAGCCCAAGUGGAGUCUGUUUUUCUUCUUUCGAUUUCUUUUUCGUCCAAAGGAGAGUUGAGUAAUAAUCCACAUACCAUCAGCACCCCACUUCUUGUCAACCCUACUGACUGGGUUCAGUUGACCUUGACCUACUUGAUUAAUGCUGGAUCACUGGCAUGGUGAGUGACAAGUCUCUUGACUUUAGUGAGUAUUAUCCCAACAUCUCCUGUCUCCCUUAGUAGUGAAAACAAGUCCCAUAGGGAGAAGGUACAAGACAUACUCUUUGCAGGGGUUUUUAGUCCAGUCCAAAAUCAGAAGCACCCAAACCAUUUCACACAUAAUCAGUAUGUCAUAGAUCUGUGACCUUCUUGACAGUCCUAUGCUAAGGAAAUCCUCCAGUUUUCACUGCUGAAAAUGACUUGCCGUUCAAAAGGAAAAAAUAGGAAAAGAGAAGGGUCCAGGUAGACUGUCCAGAUCCUGACAAGAAGGCUGGAGAGGGACUUUUCACAAGGGUAUGUAGUGAUAGGACUGGGAGGAAUGGCCUUAAGUUGAUGGAGUGUAGGUUUAGAUUAGAUAUUAGGAAGAAAUUCUUUAUGAUAAGGGUGGUGAGAUACUGAAACAGGUUGCCCAGAGAAGGUGUGGGCUGUAGGUGUUCAAGAUCAGGCUGGAUGGGGCUCUGAGAAACAUGGUCUAGUGGAAGGUCCCCUGUACGUGGCGGGGGCGUUGGAACCAGAUGAUCUUUAAAGACACUUAAAACCUAAACCAUUCUAUAAUUCUAUGAUAAUAUCAAAUCAGGACCUAGUGGUUGUUCUGACAAGAAGAACUAGGCCUUGAUAUUCAACCCGUUUAAUUCAGCAUCCAGGUCCUCUGAGCCAUUGGAAUAAAUGUGAUAGUAAGGAGUCAGCAGGUAGCCUAAUUGAAGCAGUAUCUGAACAGACUGAAGCAAAAAAGCUACUUUUCACAUUCCCUGAUUUCUUCUCAUACUGGCUGUGAAAAUUCGUGAAGGAGGUAUAAAGUGAUGAGAACUUGGCCCUGAGAGAACCUCAGCCUUCUCUUCUCCCAGAAGGUUUGUCUUCAUCUGACCACUAAACAAUCAGAAUUCUGCUGAAAAAAAGCUUAUGAGGGAAACUGUAUAUAACACAUUAAGUCUGGAAUCUCGAGUUUGUAAAUACAAUGAACACCUUUCCCAGAAUUUGACAGUCCUGCUGACAGAAACCAAAUGCAGGUAGAGAGGCCUUGCAGAGGGGCAGGUGCUGAAAAUGCCAAGUGUCUGCAGCAUGACCAGUAAGACAGGCAAAUGUAUGGAGGUGGCCUGAUGCUGGAUGCCUGUCCACAGAGGCUGGUUCUGGCCAUGCCAAGUCAGUGUUCUUGCUGCUGUUCACCUUAUUUGUCAUGCAAGAAGUAAUAAGCUCUCAGCUAGUUUCCUUUAAAGCUACUCAGUGAUCCAGUUCAUUUCAGCCAGAGCAAAGGAGCCCCCAUAUUUUCACAGAUCACUAAGCUGGGAAAUAGAGAGAGAGUUUUAGGUGUGUGCAUAUCCUUCAAACUGACAAAACAAAAAUGUGGGUUAUGCCUUCUCUAGCAUAAAACACAGAAAUUUGGUCCACAAGGGACACAACCUGUUUGAAAAAGAGGAACACUUAAGUCUCUUAGACCUAUUGCUAUAAGGCAAGGGGGAAUCAUUGUUUUGUUUUUCUAAGAACAUAUGUAAAUGAGAAGCAAGAUGUGUAUUAGUGUAUAUCCAUCUAAUUAUUCCCAGUGCUGAUAACUAAUCAAUUAUAUUAGUGCCUCUAAGAAUAGAGAAAAUAUUAUGCAUUCAUUGCUAUUUGUGCUCCCCCUCUGCUCUAGAUCAGGAGCACCUAAGGUGGAAAGAGCAGAGUUACACAAAUGAGAAAUUUUGGUGAACAAAAGAAUUACAUCCCUGUGUAGGUGUGCCAGUAUCUGGACAAUUAUCCUCUCUGAGUUGGAAAGGAUAUCUAACUGUAUAUCCAACAGGAUACUGUUAGAUAAAUUUAAUUUUAAAAUUAU
Pyrgilauda ruficollis (rufous-necked snowfinch) is the source of this 9649-nucleotide messenger RNA. RefSeq names its product zinc finger and BTB domain containing 20 (gene ZBTB20). Gene Ontology annotation, biological process: regulation of transcription by RNA polymerase II. Lineage: Eukaryota; Metazoa; Chordata; Aves; Passeriformes; Passeridae. The record is from RefSeq and is a predicted model, not a curated record. The transcript is spliced from 12 exons. Bases 1216 to 3222 code for a protein of 668 amino acids. Gene Ontology annotation, molecular function: DNA-binding transcription factor activity, RNA polymerase II-specific; RNA polymerase II cis-regulatory region sequence-specific DNA binding; protein binding.